CUCCACACGCCAAUAAUUUCCUUCCCUUUUUAAACCUCCAAACCAGACACCUCCCACCACCACCACCACCUCCACCGCUCCAUGGCCGCCCCCGACGUCUCUCCCCAAUACCGACCUGUACCCAAAUCCCCGGACUUCAUCCCCGAGCUAACCGUCUCCGCCGACCGCCAUGAUGGACUCUUGUUCUGGCAAUAUAUGGUGGCCGGCUCCAUUGCCGGUUCCGUCGAGCAUAUGGCCAUGUUCCCCGUGGACACCCUCAAGACACGCAUGCAGGCACUAGCCGGGUCGUGCCGGACCCAACCCGGAAUCCGCCAGGCCUUCACCUCCAUCCUGAAGCUCGAAGGCCCCGCCGGGCUCUACCGGGGCAUCGGCGCGAUGGGUCUUGGAGCCGGGCCAGCUCACGCAGUCUACUUCUCUGUCUACGAGCUCUUCAAGGAGUCCUUCUCCUCCGGUGGCCCAAACAACCCUGUGGCCCACGCCGCGUCCGGUGUAUGCGCGACUGUGGCGAGCGAUGCGGUGAUCACGCCAAUGGACAUGGUGAAGCAGCGGCUGCAGCUGGAGAGGAGCCCGUACCGGGGGGUGGGCGACUGCGUGAGGCGCGUCCUGGUGGAGGAAGGGAUUGGGGCGUUCUAUGCUUCAUACCGGACGACUGUCGUGAUGAACGCGCCCUUCACGGCGGUGCACUUCGCAACGUACGAGGCUGCAAAGCGGGGUCUGAUGGAGGCAUUCUCGGUGGAAGAGGUGAGCGACGAGAGCCUGGUGGUGCAUGCGACAGCUGGGGCGGCAGCGGGGGCGUUGGCGGCUGCAGUCACGACUCCACUCGACGUGGUGAAGACACAGCUGCAAUGCCAGGGAGUCUGCGGUUGCGAUCGAUUCUCGAGCAGUUCCAUCGGUGACGUCAUUCAAGCUGUGGUGAACAAAGACGGGUAUCGUGGUCUCAUCAGAGGAUGGAUUCCGAGGAUGCUCUUCCACGCGCCGGCCGCUGCAAUUUGUUGGUCGACCUACGAGACCUCGAAAUCCGUCUUCCAACGACUCAACGACAGUAAAAGCCGAGGUUACUGAUGCAUGCAAAAGACCGGGAACCAAGGGAAUCAAACCAAUACGUGUAGCUGUAUUUUGGAUUUCGGAGUGAGAGCUGUAUCAGCAACUUCAAGGCUGGACUGUUCUAAACCUAAAGACGAAGACCACGCUGUAUCGGAUAAUACUGCGAUUAGCGAACGAGCGGUCGAAUCGGCAUUUGACCUCUCUCUAGUGCAAGUUCAACGAUGAUGACGAAGAACUGUUGUUGUGCUAUCAUGGAACAAUUGGAAACGAAAUACUCUAUCUUCACUUCACAUACUAAUUACAAUGCAAUUGUCCUGAACUGUGAUUUAAUUAUAUAGCGAUGGAAUUAGAAACCCGAAA
This is a messenger RNA of Syzygium oleosum, 1404 nucleotides long. RefSeq lists its product as uncharacterized. The coding region runs from base 82 to 1062 and encodes 326 amino acids. Gene Ontology annotation, biological process: iron import into the mitochondrion. The transcript has 2 exons. Gene Ontology annotation, molecular function: ferrous iron transmembrane transporter activity. The record is from RefSeq and is a predicted model, not a curated record. Gene Ontology annotation, cellular component: mitochondrial membrane. Lineage: Eukaryota; Viridiplantae; Streptophyta; Magnoliopsida; Myrtales; Myrtaceae.